AUGCAGGUGAUCAUCCGUGAAGAAGGCAUCCUUGGUCUCUGGUCAGGGGCUGCCCCGACUGUUUUGCGCAAUGGGAUAAACCAGGCUGCCAUGUUUACGGCCAAGAACUUUUUCGAUGGGGUCUUGUGGGGAAAACGCGAAGGAACUGUUGGGCCUUGCUGCAAAAGUCCAUUUGAUGCUGUAAAAAUGAGGCUGAUGGCUCUGAGCCGAUCUGUUGGUGAGUUGAAGUAUAGAGGCAUGUUUCAUGCUAUAGCAACCAUAUAUAUGGAGGAAGGGUUGCUCGCCUUGUGGAAGGGGACUGCUGCCCCGGCUAAUGAGAAUCCCACCUGGCCAGGCGAUCAUGUGGGUUGUGGCUGA
Ilex paraguariensis (yerba mate) is the source of this 357-nucleotide messenger RNA. The record is from the annotation of a GenBank genome assembly. NCBI's taxonomy places the organism in Eukaryota, Viridiplantae, Streptophyta, Magnoliopsida, Aquifoliales, Aquifoliaceae.